Notolabrus celidotus (New Zealand spotty) is the source of this 2389-nucleotide messenger RNA. It is a transcript of the gene atxn7l2b, whose product is annotated as ataxin 7-like 2b. The record is from RefSeq and is a predicted model, not a curated record. Lineage: Eukaryota; Metazoa; Chordata; Actinopteri; Labriformes; Labridae.
CAUGUUUCGCGCGUGCCCGCGCGGUGUCAUGAACGCGCAGAAGCAGCAAUGGCCGCUGUGGAUCGGCCAAAUCCUAAUCUCGACGAUUUUGUCGGAUUAAACUGGAGUUGUUGGGUAGAUGGAGUAAAUAUUUUUCCAUCUGACGCUAGUUCUAAUAAUGAAGACAGCAGCAAGCAUGAGGACCAGCUUGAAACCAUGACCCUCAUGAAAGAAGACAUGCACAUAUAUGGUCACUGUCCAGCUCACGAUGAUAUAUACCUGGUGGUGUGCAGUCACUGUGGGCAGGUGGUGAAGCCUCAAGCCUUUGAGAAGCACUGCGAAAGGCGGCAUGGUCUUCUCACUAACAUGUGUGGCCCUCCAUCUGAUUUGGCCUCUCAGCCUCAACCUUGCCCUGGCCACUCUACUUCCGAUCUUUCCGUCUCUACCAAGAAGCAGACAGAUGCAAGUGCCUGCAUCUCAAAACCAUUUCCAGUCCAACGAAACAGACCUACCAAGGACAAAGAGAGUUCUUCUCAAGUAGAGAAAUCCCCUCAGGAGACCCCUCCUCCCCUCCAUCUUCACUCCCCCUCCAAGCCUCGCCCUAGGGUUCCCCCUUGGCACACAGGACCUCUGCCCCCUGGCCACUGUCCCCCCUCCACAUCUCCGCCAGAGAAACUCUCUACACAGAAGCCCACAGCUGGACAGUCCAGUCAGACUCAGAGUCCUCUGCGGGGAACAAGAACCUACAGCCAGAUUUACCAAAACAGCCAUGACCGAUUCUAUCCACUGCAGAAGAAAACAUCAGAGAAUCCAAGAGCUUCCUCUGCAGGACAAAGUAUGGAGCAGCUCUCUGUGAAAACAAAGGACAAACCGCAACAUUUGAAAGAAAAAACAACUCAGGGCAGUAAAUACAAGCUCAACAGCAGCUGUCACAUUUUCAGGGGUCCAUCAGAAAGUUUCCCUGGGGAAGAAGGAGACGGCACAAUGGAGGUGGAGGUGCAGCCUCCUUAUCCCUUCAAUCAAACUCUGCCCUCAAGUGAUGAGGAUGAAGCUGACGAUCAGGAGGAAGCCACAGACCUGCCUGCCACACCCUGGCAUCCCAAACCUCUAGGGCUUUGCACUUUUGGAUGCCGCACUUUGGGUUGCAGCAUCUUCACUUUCGACAGGCGAUGGCACCACGUGCAGUUUGCCCUCAGUGCUAUGUUGGAGCACCAUGUCAGCACACACCUGUGGAAGAAAAUGCCUCAAGUAUCAUCAGGUCUUGGUGCAUGUCAUCACGCCCCUCUAACUGCAGGAUCACCUGUCAGGACUGGCACCAGACUCCCCAAAUCCUCACACACCCUCAGGCUCGAUUCUACCUCACUGGUAACCAAAAGCAGUGAGAACUUUGCUAAUAGGACCAAACAGCCUUCAACCACCCCUGCCACUCGUAGUCCUGGCCAUCCCUGCAGCAGUCCUCUUGGGCGACACAGCAAGGCUCAGCUGAGGGGGGCGGAGCUAACGCAUGAUACAAACAGCAAAGACAAGUCCUCAAAAUUCAUCAGGGAUCAUGAGAAGGACCAGCCACACGUCCCCUCCCCUAAAAGACAAGUAAACGGUUCCUUCUCACAUGUAAAGAAGUCAUGUCCUCCUCUUCAAUCUCCCAGCAGCAGAAGGAAGCCCCCAGGGAUUCAGCAGAAGGUGAUGGACUGUGACCGCAUCGGUCCUGCCCAAAAGCAGAAAGGCAGUAAAGAGUCAAAGCCCCAUAGCUCGCCAAUUUCCAGAACUUCCAAGUGUCAGCGCUUGUCCUCACCUCCCCGCUCCAACAUCCUCGCAUUGAAGGGAGAGAGUAACAGAAAUGUGCUUGCUUGGGGCCGGGAGAGAAGAUCCGACUGCUGAAGACUUGAGUCGGCUAGCAGGCCACAGCACACAGAAGGAUGCAUACUAUCACAGUGUUUUUGAAGAUGUUGAUCCUUCCCUUUACAAGACAAGAAUGACACAACACAGUUUCUUGAUCUUCACCUUAUUGUCAGUGGUUAUUUUUUUUUACAGCAGUGAAUAAAUGACAGUUGUUGUUUACCUCUCAUCUUCACAGCUUACAAAGAGGCUGGCCUUGGAAAAACAUCUUGGAGACGAGGCCGUCUGCAGACUACAGCUGUUGGCAGCUGAGUGUGAAUGAGUGUGGUGUGUGUGUAUGUUUCUGUUCACAUUUGAUUGUUGUUAUAUUCUUAUGCACAGACAUCAGGAAUAAAUAUUUGUCUCUUUGGUACUGUAUGGAUGUUAUUUUGUAAAAAUGACUAUUUUUCUACAUGAAUAAAUGUUUCAGUUUAAAACCUGUGUAUAAAAUAAAAACAUACCUCACUCUUUUUAUUGUGCUGCUAAAAUUGAGCAAUUUCAUGGAGAGUUAAUAAAAAAGGUUUGAAUCCAUUUA